Oryctolagus cuniculus (rabbit) is the source of this 1411-nucleotide messenger RNA. The record is from RefSeq and is a predicted model, not a curated record. Lineage: Eukaryota; Metazoa; Chordata; Mammalia; Lagomorpha; Leporidae.
CCCCGCCACCCGGGGGCGCUCCCGUUGCUAAGGGCAACCUCCCUCCCGGGGCCGGGAAAGCUGGGCCGGCCUGCACAGCCAGGCUGCCCGCGUCGCCUUGGAGACGGGGCGUCCUGCCGCGGUUACCGCCUGAAGCGGUGCUCUCAGGUGGGGCCGACGCACAAGGGCUGCACCGGCUGCCUUGGAGCGGCGGGGGCCGGGCUGGAAAGCCGUGCGGAAAACCUUGAGGCCUCCGGAGCCGAGACCCCCUCCAGGACCUGCCUUUGAGGCGGGCGUCGGUUUCCCAGCCUCGGAGUAGGAACUGAGGCCAAAACCCAGACGCGUUUCCCAGGCGACAGCCUCCCGGCAGCGGCGACAAGAUGUCGUCGGUGGGGAAGGUGACGCAGGUGCAGACUGGGAACGUCUACCAGCAGAUCUUCCAGGCCCAGGUGCAGCUGGUCCAAUCCCUGGCGGCCACAAGGAAGCGGGCAGCAGAGCGUUCGGUGACCCCAAAGAAUUUUACCGGGACACGCUGCCUGAAGAAGGCGGACGUGCCCGAAGGUCAGUUACCUCCCAGGCAGCAGAAGUGGAAGCCCAGCCUGCCCUGUGGCUGGGUCACGGAAAACCCCAUUCUCUCCAGGAAAAAGGACACAGGCAAGAAGGAAAGAGUCCCAGAGAGCGAGAGUACAGUCGCGGCCCGCGAAGUACGGGGCCUCCUGGACAGCAUGGUUCAGGAGAAGGCCAGCACCACCGUCCCACAGGUGCGAGAGGACCCCAAGCAGAAGAGAUACGAGAGCUGCCUGGCCAGCUUUCAUGAGGAGAUCGCGCAGAUCGGAAUGGAAAUGGAACCUCUCAUCUUGGAGACAGGAGGAUGCUUUCUGAAAAAACUCUCCGAAUCUGAUGAAGACAUCGACCGUCUCUUCACAAAGGUGGAAAAUGACAUCGACUUCGAGAACUACUCCUUCCAAAAGCUGUGGGAGCUGUGGGAGAAGGUAGCUGCAAUGUUCCUGGUCCAGAAGCAAGGGAUCAAGGAGCUGGACGAGGCCUUGCACUUGCUGGAGUUCUCCAGGGCAGACAAACUGAAAAGCGUGCUGACGAAGUACGUGGAGAUCAUAGAGAAGACAUCCUACCUCAUGAAGUCGGACGUGCAAAGGCUGAUAGACCAAGAGGCCAUGGUGAGUGGUGUGGGGGGACGGGGCAGACCCCCAGGACACCCCCUGUGUGUCUCAGGAAUGGUGGGCCUCCCCUCUGCAGCAUUUCCAAGGAAAUCAGGUGGGAGUCAGUCUUUGCUGUCGUCAGCAUUUUCAGUGGAGCCUUCUACCGUACAUUGCACACUUUCCUGCCAGUCGGAGCUGGACUGCCGCCACCGCUGGCAGGGCCUGGUGGACGCCUGGAAAGGUCUGAAGAAGGAGGCCAUGCUGCAGGAAUUCAG